Molecule: messenger RNA, 1101 nt
Organism: Aspergillus melleus
Lineage: Eukaryota; Fungi; Ascomycota; Eurotiomycetes; Eurotiales; Aspergillaceae
Product: O-methyltransferase
Exons: 3
Coding region: 65-904 (279 amino acids)
Molecular function (GO): O-methyltransferase activity
Source: RefSeq, a predicted model, not a curated record
UUUACAUCUUGACAGUCAACUACCAUCCUUUGCUUAACGUUCUUCUACCACACACUCACUCACCAUGGCCGCAGUAGCGACAAACCCGCCAGUCUCGCAAGGCUUUUAUAAGCCUGAAGAAAAUGUCUUCUGCAACGAUGGCCGCGAAGACCAGCUCCUCCAGUUCAUAACCUCGCACCCCCAACUCUCCGCGAUCCGCAACUCCCCCGAGGCCGUCCUGGCCGCCAUUGACGAGUUCGCCCGCACCAAAGACUUUCUGAUGAACGUGGGCCCUCACAAGGGCACCAUAAUCACCGACAUCAUCGCUACCGAGCGGCCCAGCUCUAUCCUCGAAAUCGGCGGCUACGUCGGCUACUCGGCUAUCAUGUUUGGCAACGCCAUGCGUAACACGGGCGUCCCAAACCCCCGCUACAUCAGUCUCGAGAUGAACCCGAAGUUCGCGGCUGUCUCGCGCGCCCUCGUUGAGGUUGCAGGGCUCAGUGAAGUCGUUGAUAUCCAGGAGGGGCCUUGUCGGGCAUCCUUGCAGCGUCUGGCGGCCGAGCGUGCGAACUCCGGCUCCGGCUCAACGAAAUGGGACAUGUUGUUCCUGGAUCAUUCGAAGAUUUCGUAUCUGAAUGAUCUGAAGUUAGCAGAGGAGCUGGGUAUCGUGGCUCCUGGGUCCAUUGUCAUUGCGGAUGAUAUGAAGAGACCCGGAAACCCGAUGUAUUCGGAUUAUGUGAGGGCUGAUACGGCGACUAAGACGAAGGCGUAUGAGCCGUUCGUGGGAUGUUUGUCCGAUGGGGGCAUCUCGUUGGGAAAUCCUCUUUUGGUGUACCAGACAGUGUUGCUGGAAGGGCUGGAGCCGACAGGGCAUAUGGAUGCCGUCGAGAUUUCGCGGUGUGUGGAUUUGGUGGAAAAGAACUAAGCAAUCGGGGAAGAGAAGCUAGAGAAGGAAUGUUACAGUUUAAUGUCGAGUUGAUUUAUACUCUAGCAGCACUUGGAAUCAAGGGACUACUGAAAUUUAAACAAUCUUCUUUCCAUGUCUUCUGCAUCAUCGACUCAAGCAAUCUGGGCAAGCAACUCUCUCACACCCCGACCAACGGUGAAUGCAGCCCCAGGGCC